GAGUCGCAAGAAGGGUCUGGGCUUUGUUCUGCGACAAGCUGACAAGGAUGGGCGAUGGCACGUCAUCCAAGCUGGAUCACGCUUCCUCAGUGAUGCCGAAACGCGGUACGCGACCAUCGAGCUUGAGGCGCUCGCUGUAUGCUGGGGCCUACAGAAGUGCCGCCUGUUCAUCGGAGGACUUCCGAGCAUCGAAGUAAUCACGGACCAUCGUCCUCUCGUACCAAUCCUCAAUAGCAAGACGCUAGACGAAAUUGAAAAUCCAAGGCUGCAGCGUCUCAAGUUACGGAUGAGCGAGUUUGGGACAAUCUCAGCAAGAUGGGUACCGGCCUCCCAGCACAGCGCUGCAGACGCCCUGUCUAGGAACCCGAUCGAGCACCCAAACGAAGACGACGAGUGUGGAGAGGAUGCAACGACUUCCUGCAUCCAGUCUAUCGUCAUCAGUGAACUCAAGGCCCAUGACGUCGACAUCAGUCUCAAAGAGGUCCGGGAGGCUGCUGCUGCGGACCACGAGUUCCAGCUACUGGCAGAAGUCAUUCGGAACGGCUUCCCUGACAGUAAAUCAGAGGUUCCAGAAGCCGUCAAAAGGUACUGGCCAGUUCGAGAUCGCCUGACAGUGGACGAUGGAAUCGUUCUUUGUGGAUGCAGGGUCGUUAUACCCCCAUCCCUGCGGAAGAGAACGCUCGCGACACUCCACGCGGGGCACCUGGGGAGAGAAAGGACAAUUUCCAGAGCAAGACAGAUCGUCUACUGGCCAGGAAUGAAUGCUGACGUCGAUCACGUCACAAAGUCGUGCGACCGCUGUCAGAGUGAGCUCCCCUCCCAACAGCGGGAAACGCUGAUCCAGCACGAGCUUCCAGGACGACCCUUUCAGCAUCUGACUGUCGACAUUGGAAGUCACGCUGGAGGUGCAGACUGGACGAGGACGCCUGGACGAGAGGGAUCCUCCAACACUGGAACACGCCCGGUAGCUGCGGAGUGUCGCCAGCUCAGCUCGUGUACGGACGACCGAUCAGAGACACUCUGCCAUCACACCCUGAUCUCUACAAACGGCAGCCCCCUGAGGAGUUCGCUGACCGACGGGAGGAGUGCCGUCGUAAAACUAAGGAGCGCUACGACAGCCGAGCACGGGAUCUCCCCGAGUUCCCAGUCGGAACCCAUGUACGGGUGCAAGACGUCCGCACCCGCCGGUGGGAGAGGUGCGGCACAGUGACUGACGUCCUACCGUUCCGGAGGUAUCGUGUGCGGUUUGACGAUGGCGGCAGUGUAGACCGCAACCGGUGCCACCUUCGCCGGAGGUAUGCUGUUGUUGAACCGUGUCUAGCGGAGAGGAGCGGUGCAUCGGACAACUCAGGUCCGACCGGGCAGCGUCGCGCCGAGGUGCCCAGCGGAGGCCGACAGCCGCUUCAGGGGACGUCCCGUCUCGCCGAGGAGCCGCCGCUCCGACGGUCGACGCGGACGAGGAGACGGCCGAGGCGUCUGAUAGAGGAGAUGUAAUGAUAGGCUUGCGUGUGCGCAGCGUGAUGUUUCUUUUCACUUGUUAAGUUAUUUUGUUGUUAUUUUGUUGUCAAGUUGUUUCCGUUGUUACGUUAUGCUGGUACUUACGGCUGUAAUAUGAGCUCAGGUGGGACCCCUGAGGGGAGGGGAGAUGUGCUGGUGUCCCCGCCUCCAUUGUGCGUGGUGUGCCGGUGUGUGCCCGAGUUGAGUCCCUGGAGACGCCACUGCCGUGCCCUGCCCUCCGGCAGUCGGCCGGCCGGCUGGGUUCCUGGUCCCUUGGUGGUCAGUUGGAGCGGAGCACCAAUACA
Messenger RNA from Amphibalanus amphitrite, 1802 nucleotides. RefSeq lists its product as uncharacterized. The transcript is spliced from 2 exons. NCBI's taxonomy places the organism in Eukaryota, Metazoa, Arthropoda, Thecostraca, Balanomorpha, Balanidae. The record is from RefSeq and is a predicted model, not a curated record. Bases 287 to 1210 code for a protein of 307 amino acids.